Oenanthe melanoleuca is the source of this 3992-nucleotide messenger RNA. It is a transcript of the gene IL1R2, whose product is annotated as interleukin 1 receptor type 2. The transcript is spliced from 9 exons. Bases 358 to 1521 code for a protein of 387 amino acids. Lineage: Eukaryota; Metazoa; Chordata; Aves; Passeriformes; Muscicapidae. Gene Ontology annotation, molecular function: interleukin-1 binding; interleukin-1, type II, blocking receptor activity. The record is from RefSeq and is a predicted model, not a curated record.
GCAAGCUACCAUUCGUCAGAAAAGAGGAAAAUUAGUCAUAUAUUUAGCAGUCAUUUCCCCUUUUUUUGGGAAAUCCAAACACAUAUUUUCUCUCUGUCUGUGCCUCUGUUUCUCUUAUCCUCACUCUACGGAAGGAAAGAAAGUUGGGUCUAAAAUGUUACUUGGUUUUGACACAAGUCUGAUUGGGCAAUGACAGACAAAUUUCCGCUCUGUGUAGAGCUCAGCCCUAUAUAAGGUCCUCACUAGGAAUUUUCAGUCUGAUAGCUUCUUUCUGUGAGACAUAUCUGAAAGACUACAGAAACACAGAUUUCAAAACACUUUCCUUCCACCCUCUCCUUCUGAUUUCCUGUGGAAAAAAUGCAUGAGCUCUUCUUUGUCCUGGUGACAUGCACAGUAGGUGCCUCUGCUUUCAGACUCCAGCAAGUCAAAAAUACAGAAAACUGCCCAGAUCACACAGUGUUUUACAAACACUACUAUGAACUGCAUGGAGAACCUGUGGUUCUGAAAUGCCCUUCCCCCAGAUACAAACAUUUGGAUUUCUCUGCCUUGACCCAUAAUAUCACAUGGUAUAAAAAUGGUUCAAACACCAUGAUAUCAGGAAGAGAUGAAGAUUCAAGAAUCUGGGCGAAAGGAAAUGCUCUCUGGUUUUUACCAGUGAUGCUAGAAGACUCAGGAGUAUAUAUCUGCACAAAAAGGAACUCCUCCUACUGCGCCGAGGUCUCCAUCCACCUCACAGUUGUGGAGAAAACAGCUGCUCGGGAGAUUUCCUAUCCCCAGAUCCUCUUCACUUUCACCUCUGGAAAGAUUGUUUGUCCUGACUUGUGGGAUUUUUCACCAAACAGGACAAGCCUGGAGCUCAAGUGGUACAAGGAUACUCUGCUUUUGGAAGACAGCAAUGAAAGAUUCAUCAUUCUGAAAGAUUCAGCAUCUCUGAUCAUGACAUCUGUGCUACCAACAGAUGCGGGGUAUUACACCUGCAAGAUGUCAUUUCCAUUUGAAGGUGUGGCGUAUGAAAUCACCAGGACAAUUCAACUGAAGACUGUUGAACAAGAGAAGAGAAUUACCCCGAUAAUUGUGUAUCCAGCCCAAAAGACAACAUCGGCUGCUCUUGGCUCUAAGAUGACUCUCCCAUGCAAAGUGUUUGUUGGGCUGAGCAGCCAUUUCCAAACUGAUGUGGAAUGGCUGGCAAAUGACACCAGUGUUGAUGUGGUUUAUAAACAAAGCAGAGUUACAGAGGGGGAACGACAAGAAAUUGUAGAAAAUGGGGAAAACUUCAUUGAAGUACCACUGAUUUUUGAUUCUGUUGAAGAAGUGGACUUUUAUACAGACUUUACCUGUCUGGCCGAGAACAGAUAUGGAUACCAAGUUCUGCCAACAAGGGUCAAGCAGGAAGCUGUUGGUGUGUCCUGGUACAUUGUGGUGAUACCUGUUGCACUGGCAUGUGCGAUCGUGGGAGGGAUAUACAUGCACAAGUGCUGGAAACGGAGAGCUGAUAAAGGAUACACAAUACCAAAGGUUUAAAAUCCACUUGGUUCUCCAACUGCCAAAAGAACAAAAAAUCACCCUGGCUAUCUUUCACAUCAGACACAGAGAGCAUUUCAGUCCCAAUAUACUGAAUUCGCAACAGACUCAUAAUAACAACUCUUUCCCACUUUUCCCAGUCUUCUAUGAUCUGAUGAAGUUAAUAAUAUAAGUUUGCAUUUUUAUGCUGCGUAGAUGCAGGAAAUCUGGUUCUAUUAUUUUGCACCGAGGUUGCAAUCUGUAGAAUUUUGGAGCACAAAAUCUUGCUCUGGAUAUGGGAAGGGCAGGGAAAGGGAGGUGUCCUCACUCUUUUUAAUUCCAGUACAUGUAAUAUUUUUUUUAAAAAAGGAAAAGAAACCACUAAAAUCUUAAAAGGGAAACUAAGGAAGCUUGCUACAGAAGGACUAUUUGAAACUAGAGUGAAAAAGCAAUUUUUCUGUGCAACUAAAUUUAUUUUACUUCGGUCUAAAAAGCGCCAUUUGUUUUCCCUUUUCCAGAGCCAAAUGCAGUUGCCAUGGCAACUGUAUAUCUAUGAACUUCUCCACAGAAAAACUGGUUUUGUUCAUCAUUUGGAUUACACUUUGCUUAAAUAGACUGUCUCAGAAUAUCCUGCCCCCAGAGAUAUCUCCAUCUGUAUAACAGAUAACCGUACACAGAAGAAUUCAGUUCUGUUUUAUCUACCAAGAUGUUGUAGCUAGAGAUUCAUAGGCAGCUGUAACAUGUUGUCAUCUUUGCCAAGGAAAGAAUUGGAGGGAUGUUUAACUAUUUUGAGAGUAAUUUGACUAAUAAAAAGUUUUAUUCCUGGAAGCAAUUGGACUGAUUGCAAGUAAUAAUGAACAGUCUCAUGCUUUUGUGCCUCCAGCCCUUUUGUGACCAAUCUGGUGUAGCUUCAGAUUGUGUCCUUUAAAUUGCAUUAUGCAACUUGGUUACACAGGAUUCAAAACACUGCCUGUUAGGUUAAGCUAGCUGGAUUCUAGUCUUGACAUAAAUCAUAAGGGAGCAAUAAAUAAUCAGUGACUAUGUUGUACUUUGAGAGUCAGAAUGAAAAUUACUUGGUUACUUCCUCUCUUCCUCUUCAAAGAGAUACCACUCAUGACAGCUGAGAAAUUGUUGAAUGAUAUAUAAUGUGUAUUAUCUUCAUCUGUACAGGAGGGAAGAGAACCUGCAGUAAGUCCUAGAUUAGUACAGAUCCAUAACUGACAACUCUUACAUUCAUCAAGGAUAAAACUUUUUGUUCACAUAAGUCAUCCCAGAGGAUUUUCAAACUCCAUAGGAAAAAAAAAUCAGGAAAAGCCUUGGCUCAAAAAACCCGAAUAGUAACACACUAGAGAAGUGAAUGGCUCACAUCCACCUGGGAGAGACCAUGACCUUGUGCCUUUCCACCACUGCUUCAAGUUGGCUCUGACUUUGGCCCAAUAAAUGUCUGGAAGGAUUUUAAAGAGUAGGAUGUGGUUUGAGUUAAGAAAUAUUCACUCUAUUAGCAAGAACAUUAAUAUGUAAUGAGAUUUAAACCAAAGGCUCCUUUUAAAUACUCUAAAUGUUUGUUGAGAAGAUUCAGGCACAGAGAUUAGAGUUCUGACGUAGUUUAGGUCAAAGACAUCCAGAGAACACCACAGGACUAAUUGUUUCCAAGUGUAGAAUAUUAAAGAUGAUAAGGACUACAAAUAUUUUAUGGGCAGAUGGGAAAAAGGUGGAUGCAAGUGUGGAGAACAGUCAGUCCACUUGGAUAUCUGUGCUUUGAAGGGAGAAAGCUAUAGAUGAACUGACCAGUGUUGGAGGGAACAUCAAAAAUGUUUUAGGAGCAUCAGGAAUGUUCAUUAUUUUCAAGCAAUUGCUAGUCUGCACCUACAGAACACAUUAGGUUUGUCAAUAAGUGUAAUGUUUAAAAAUGUGAUUUACCCUUCCUUUCCAUCUGUAUCCUCCAAGAGUAGUGUGAUCACAUACCUGGCUGUAGAUGCAGGGUUGGAUUUCACUAAGUACUGGAAAAGAAGCAGAGCUUUUGAUAUACAGGAAUACCAGUGCCAUAAGAAAGUUAAAUACCUCAGAUCCUUCUCCAAAGCCAGAGAAGGAGAGAAAAAUAUGAAAGUAAGAUAACAAUUAGGUGUUUAGGGAAUUGCUGUUACAUACUCAGUGGCAUCUUGAGUGCAAGAGAAAAUAAAGAAACAAUGGCUUAUCUUUUAUGAAGUGAUACUUCCUUCUCUGACUACUAGUAUAAUAAUAUUCUGACAGCUUUCCUCAUAUGUAGAUGUCUUCAGGUGAACUACACAGUGUAAAUAUUUUACAGAUAGAUUUGAACAAGUGAGCUACAUAAUGCAAAUCCUUUACACUGGUUUAUAUAAUUAUACACAAGGGCAACAUGGUUUAUCAAGGUUUUGAAAAUGUUAUGUGAAAAAAUGGAAAACAAAUAAAACCCAAACCAAAAUGCUGGUGUGUGAGUUGAAUGGGAAGAAAGAUGGGAGCUAUGAGAUGGC